Entamoeba nuttalli P19 is the source of this 359-nucleotide messenger RNA. RefSeq lists its product as hypothetical. The record is from RefSeq and is a predicted model, not a curated record. The annotation marks the transcript as partial. The transcript has a single exon. NCBI's taxonomy places the organism in Eukaryota, Evosea, Mastigamoebida, Endamoebidae.
UGAUUUUCUUAACUGGUUUGAUUCAUCUUUGUGCAAACCCAUUUGGCUCCUUACAUGUUAAAGGUAUUGUAACACAAGGAGCAGCCGUUGUUUCUAUUGUUGCUCUUUUACUUCUUCUUACUGGUAUUUGUACCCUUGUUUCACCAUUCUUUGGUUUUAUUCCAUUCCCAAUUAUUAGAAAAUUCGGUAGUGCAUUCUCACCAUACGUUGUUAUUCCAUGGUUUGUUGUUCAUGGAUUUGUUUGCCUCUUUAUGACUGGUGUAUUUGGUUGUAUCGUUGGUAUCUUUUGUUUCAUUACCGUCAUCAUUUCAGUUAUUGGUAUUUUCUUCAGUUUCUAUCAAUCAAGCGAUGACGAAUAA